AAAAAACAGAGAAUUUCAUUUUUGAACUAAAUUUGAGUAUAGGUAUUAUAAAUAUUUUGAACAAUCAGACAUUAAAGCAUAUAUUAUUUAAGUUUAAUUUUAUAGAAACUAGUUUUUAAACUUUCAAACAUUAUUAAAAAAAAAAUACAAUGGACAUUUUUUCUGGAAUGGUAAUACAUCACUAUAGAAUUUAUAUUUCUUUAAACUCAUGAAUUAUUAUGGUCGAAAUGCUUGAAGAUACAUUAUUGAUGAAAUAUGUUCAAAUAUUUCUGGUUGUUGUAUUAUAUUGGUAUGUUUCAAUCCUAACAGUAUUUGUAAAUAAAACUUUGUUAAGUUCUAAUAAUUUGGAUAUGAAUGCACCAUUAUUCAUUGCGUGGUUCCAGUGUUUGGUUUCUGCUAUUAUUUGUUUUAUAUUAAGUAAUUUGUCUAAGAUUUUUCCAAAAUUAAUUAAAUUUCCGAAAGGUAAUCCAUUUCAUUGGAUAACUAUUAAAAAUGUGUUGCCUUUAUCAGUAUUAUUCAUUUUAAUGAUUACUACAAAUAAUUACUGUUUAAAAUAUGUUGGUGUUACAUUUUAUUAUGUUGGUAGAUCACUUACCACUGUAUUCAAUGUUAUACUGUCUUAUUUAAUACUAGGUCAAGUCACAUCAAAAAAGUGUUUUAUUUGCUGUUUUAUCAUUAUUUUUGGUUUUUUUUUAGGAAUUGAUCAAGAAAAUAUCUCAGGUUCAUUUUCAUUAGUUGGUACAGUAUUUGGUGUUCUUAGUUCCUUUUCUCUUGCAUAUUACUCUAUUCAAAUUAAAAAGGUUUUACCCUUUGUUAACAAUAAGAUUUGGUUACUAUCUUAUUAUAAUAAUGUAUAUGCAAGUGUUUUGUUUAUUCCACUAUUAAUUGUUGAAUUUCAAGAAAUUAGCAACUUAAGCAAAUUGACAGAUUAUAAGUUUCUACUUUUAAUGAUUGUAGGAGGACUAUGUGGUCUUUCUAUUGGUUAUAUCACAGCUCUUCAAGUACAAGUUACAUCUCCAUUGACUCACAAUAUUUCUGGUACAGCCAAAGCUUGUUUUCAAACAGUGAUAGCAUCUUAUUGGUAUAGUGAAUGGAAAUCAACAUUAUGGUGGCUGUCAAACUUUAUUGUUUUAGGAGGUAGUGCAAUAUAUACAGUUGUUAGAAACCGAGAAAUGGAACAAAAAUAUAGAUUGACUGCUUAUAGAUGAUGCUAGUAACAAAUUAUACACUACAAACAAUAUAUUUUCACAAUUUUAAACAAAAUACAACUAUUUACAAUUUGAUUUAUAAAAUUUGUAUAUUUAUAAAUAGUACAAAAAACAAUCUUCAGGAAAAUUUGUUUGAUAUAAAUUAUUAUUGUUUAUAUUUAAACUUUUUUAAUAAAUAACUGAUUAUUUUUUAUAUGAGAA
This is a messenger RNA of Daktulosphaira vitifoliae (grape phylloxera), 1409 nucleotides long. It is a transcript of the gene nac, whose product is annotated as GDP-fucose transporter 1. Bases 219 to 1208 code for a protein of 329 amino acids. Gene Ontology annotation, cellular component: Golgi apparatus. Gene Ontology annotation, biological process: GDP-fucose import into Golgi lumen; protein O-linked glycosylation via fucose. The transcript is spliced from 6 exons. Lineage: Eukaryota; Metazoa; Arthropoda; Insecta; Hemiptera; Phylloxeridae. The record is from RefSeq and is a predicted model, not a curated record. Gene Ontology annotation, molecular function: antiporter activity.